Puma concolor (puma) is the source of this 2808-nucleotide messenger RNA. NCBI's taxonomy places the organism in Eukaryota, Metazoa, Chordata, Mammalia, Carnivora, Felidae. The record is from RefSeq and is a predicted model, not a curated record.
AUGCAGCGUGUGAGGAAGCCCGCCAUUUGUUCAGGCGGCGUGGUGCGUGAUGUUCGCACCCCACGCCACCUCACUGGGGGGCCAGGGAACAGAGAUGCAGAGUUCGGCCAAGGCAGUGGCCCGUGCGGUGUGUUGCACGCGGGUCCCGUGGACUCUUCAGCAGGACUUUUGUUAACGCUGCAAUGUUUGCAUAGUGAGAAGAACGGUGAGAUCGACCAGCAGCGGGAGCAGUAUGAAAACCUGAAGUGGAGGCUGGAGAGGAAGCUCGAGGAGCUGGAUGGUGAACUUGCUCUGCAGAGGCAGGAGCUGCUGCUGGAGCUGGAGUCCGAGAUGCAGAAGAGGGAGCACGAGUUCCGCCUGCAGGCUGACCGCAUGAGCAGCGAGGUCCUGACACACGAGCUCAAGGUUAAACUGUUGGACAAGGAGCUCGCGGCUCUGAAGGAAGCUGCGGCACAGGCCGCGGAGUCGCUGCGGAGCGCCGAGGCCGCGAACUCAGAGCUGCGGGACCAGCUGCAGCGCGGCGGGCAAGAGCUCAGGGACCUGGCGGCGGCCAAGGACACACGGAUCAAGGACUUAGAAGGCCAACUUCACUCGGAGCAGCAGGCCAGGAAGAAGGAGGAGGAGGCGUUCAGGAGGAAACUUCGUGAAGAGGCGUCGGCUCUAAAAUCGGGCUGGGAUGCCCAGGUCGCCCAGCUGUCCAAGGACCUGAUCUCCAAGGACCUUCGGAUUCAGGCGCUGCAGGAAGAGGCAGUGGAGCUCAAGGCACAGCUGGCCAGGUGCCAGCAGGACGUCGGAAGGUGGUGUCGCAUCUGGAGCCGGUGCCGCGGCAGCUCUCCUGCCCCGUCCUGUGUGGGGAAGCACCUCUUCGUGUGUCCUGUCCCACCCCCGUCUCCUCUCAUCCAGUGGAUGAACGCUGGAGCCCGCUGGUCGGAUGUGGUGCCCUUGUGCGGAGAGCGUCGGGGCUUGUCUGCUUCCUCCCGCCCGCGCUGCCUUCUGUUCCGGCCGCAGCCGGUGGCGGCACAGAGCCUGCACACGGCGCCCUCAGGUCCCGACCGUCGGGGCCCGCGGCUGCUUCUGCAAGGCCGGCAGGAGCCCCCCUGCAGCGGGCAGGACGGGGUUGCUGCCAAGCUCCAGGAGACAGAGCGGACGCUGUGUGACCAGGAGGUGGUGCUGAAGGCCUUGACCCUUGAGAGAGACCAGGCCGUGCAGGCGUUGAGGACGCGCGGGCUUCUUCCUGAGAAGGAGGUGCGGGUCGGCACGGCCGCCCCCCGCCCUGAGCCUCCCCCGGGGACGCCGCUCCCCAGCCCGCUCCUGCGCCUCCCCCGCCCCCCCAGCCGUGGUGAUUACAUCAUGGUCCUCGAAACAGAAAUCAGAAAUCUGAAGCAUAAAUUUAAAACCCUGGAAGGACAGGUAGAAGAUGUGUUAGAUCCUUCGAAGAUGUCCUCAUCUCACUCUGACGUUCAAGCCAGCGUCCACAUCUUGGCCGAAGUGCCUGGAGGAGCCGUGCCGGCCGAUGGCACACCCAUGGGUCUAGCGCUCGGGAGGCUCAGAAACAGGACACAUCUCCUGAACUUCCUGGUGGCCCGGCUCAGGCAGAAGCUGCUGCAGAAACCCCUGGGCGCGGACACCGUCCAGCACGAGCUGCCCCACGAGGUGGGCCAAGUGCACCUGGAGGCUUUGGAGCUGCAGAAGCAGGUGGCUGAGCUCGAGGAGCAUAUCGGGAGCCACUGGCGGUUACGAGCCUUGGACCAGGUGGCCCUUGCGAGGCAGGUCCCUGCGGACCAAGGACCCAAGGGGACCAAAGACCAGAAGCCACAGCCCCCGCAGGUGUCGUCUGUGCCCCGACUCCAGAGGAAACUGAAGGAGGCGGCCCGAGAAAUCGUCCGCCUCCGCCUGGAGAAGGAGCAGCUCCUGGAGACAGGAAACAGGCUCCGAGCGGAGCUGGGCCGCGGCCCAGCACUCUGCUAUCUCCUGGACCUGUGGCUGUCCUCGUUUUCUGAGGCCUUCAUGUCAGAAGAGUCCACGUUCCUCUCGACUGGAGCUCUGGAAAUCCUGCCUCGCGCAACUGGGAGCAUCUCCGAGCGGGCCAGGCACCGCCAGCAGAAGCCUGUGCCCAAAGUGCAGCGGGCCCCUCGGCCCCAGGGGGUGCCCGAAACGGCAGACAGGAAACCACCUCAUCAACCCCUGCCCACUCCUGAGGCCUGGAACCAGAGUGAAGCACCUUUGGGGCAGGUGAAGCCCCACUCUGCAGCUCAGGGCUCUAAGAGCGCCGAGACAGAACAUUCCUCUGGACACCCCGGGGAGGCCCGGCCCCACCUGGUCCAGAGCGUCAGCAGAAGGUCCAGUCCGCCAGGCUGCACAGCAGGAGCUGAGGCCGGGUCGGGGCAGAGGCAACACGGGAUCUCCAGGGCGACUUACAGAUCAGCUCGGCAGAAGGAAAGCCGGUCCCCAAAGCCACACCUGGCUCAAGAAUCCCGUGAGGAAAAGAGCCACCACACCCGAAGCUCCUCAUCACCAGCCAGUGGUCCCCUCCAGGACACGUGGAAGUUACUGGACCUGGGAUCCAGCCCCUCCGGCCUCACGUCCCAGGACGACUCUGUGCCAGAGCUCACAGCACCUCCAGCAGCCGACAGCCUCAAAGACCCUGAAGGGAGCCCCGUGGGUGCACAGGCUGCCCUUGCCAUCGAAGGGGUGAAGGCAGAAGCCCAGGCCAAGGCCAGGCCCGCCAGAACUGCCAGGGCUCACCCUGCAAAAACUAAAUGCUGCCAGAGGCCCCCCAAGAUCCGUAACUACAACUUAAAGGACUGA